This is a messenger RNA of Aspergillus homomorphus CBS 101889, 660 nucleotides long. RefSeq names its product molybdenum cofactor guanylyltransferase. Gene Ontology annotation, biological process: Mo-molybdopterin cofactor biosynthetic process. Gene Ontology annotation, molecular function: nucleotidyltransferase activity. The record is from RefSeq and is a predicted model, not a curated record. Lineage: Eukaryota; Fungi; Ascomycota; Eurotiomycetes; Eurotiales; Aspergillaceae. The annotation marks the transcript as partial. The transcript has a single exon.
AUGGAGUCGGUAAAGGGCUUGAUCCUCGCGGGUGGAACCUCUUCCCGAAUGAAAACUCGAAAGGAGCUGUUAUCCUUUCAGGGAGAUGUGCCAAUGUAUAGACAAUUGAUUGCCGUGCUUCAUGACGCUCUACCUGAAUCAGAUACAAUUUAUCUGUCUAUGCGAAGCAAAGCCGCCAGCCAAGCUCUUCCGGAUAUAACAACCUACGGGACCGACAGCUUUGGCCUGGAAAUUCACCAUAAAAAGCUCUGCGUCCAGAUUAUCUAUGACGACAAUGCAAGCGGAGACGAUGGCAGCGAUAUAGGACCAGCCGCGGGGCUGUUGGCCGCAUACAGGCAUGAUCCCAAGGCAAAAUGGCUGGUGAUCGCAUGCGACUAUCCUUUCCUGACAACGAACGCACUGAGGCAGUUGCUUCGACAUUCGGAAGAAGCUCCAGUCGUGUGCUUUGAAAACCAAGAGGGUUGGUAUGAGCCUCUUUUGGCAUUGUGGACGCCUCAGGCCCUGCGUCUACUGGCAAGCAAUGUUCAGAAGGGCAUUCUCGGUCCGAAGUCUGCUAUAAAAGCUGUGCAAGGAUGUGGAAUAAGGCCGUUGGAUGAACGGUGGCUGUUUAAUACCAAUAAUCGCACAGAAUGGCAAAGAGCAUUAGCUCUCAAAGAUGGC